Mandrillus leucophaeus (drill) is the source of this 704-nucleotide messenger RNA. Its product is annotated as glutathione S-transferase theta-4. Gene Ontology annotation, molecular function: glutathione transferase activity. Bases 99 to 704 code for a protein of 201 amino acids. The record is from RefSeq and is a predicted model, not a curated record. Gene Ontology annotation, biological process: glutathione metabolic process. NCBI's taxonomy places the organism in Eukaryota, Metazoa, Chordata, Mammalia, Primates, Cercopithecidae. Gene Ontology annotation, cellular component: cytoplasm. The transcript has 4 exons.
GGGUCCUGGGCCCAUAUUGGAGAGGGCACAGGGCCAGGGACUCUGGCCAGACAUAGGCCCAGGUCUGUGGCUGGCCAGCUGUGGCUGUGGGGCCCUGCAUGUGUCUCAACAUGGCCCUGGAGCUCUACAUGGACCUGCUGUCAGCACCCUGCCGUGCCGUCUACAUCUUCUCGAAGAAGCAUGACAUCCGGUUCAACUUUCAGUUUGUGGAUCUGCUGAAAGGUCACCACCACAGCAAAGAAUACAUUGACAUCAACCCCCUCAGGAAGCUGCCUAGCCUCAAAGAUGGGAAAUUUAUCUUAAGUGAAAGUGUGGCCAUCCUCUACUACCUGUGCCGCAAGUACAGCGCUCCAUUACACUGGUACCCGCCAGACCUGCACACACGUGCCCGUGUGGAGGAGUUCAUGGCUUGGCAACACACAGCCUUUCAGCUGCCCAUGAAGAAGAUAGUCUGGCUCAAGGUGAGCAGGAUCACUUCCGGGGCCUGGGGACAAGGGCACAAGGGACCCAUGGCUGCCAACUACAAUGUCUUCCUCAACAGCUCCAAGCUAGCCGAGUGGCGCAUGCGGGUGGAGCUGAAUAUCGGCGCUGGCCUCUUUAAGGAGGCCCACGAUCGACUAAUGCAGUUGGCCAACUGGGAUGUUUCAACAUUGGAUCCGAUGGUCAAGGAGAAUAUUUCUGAGUUGCUGAAUAAGAGCAAGUGA